This is a messenger RNA of Adineta ricciae, 2427 nucleotides long. The record is from the annotation of a GenBank genome assembly. NCBI's taxonomy places the organism in Eukaryota, Metazoa, Rotifera, Eurotatoria, Adinetida, Adinetidae.
AUGAAGGGCGACAAUAGUCGACUCAUUGCUGUUCAUAAGAUGCCUAGCGUUGUUACGAUAUGGUUGCACGAUUCUGUGGAUCACAACAACAAAGACUUUCAAUAUACAAUUAGUCAACUUGAACGCAUUGUGAGUCAUGUAAAUACGUUUACUGAUAAUGACGAAUGUGUCGAGUUUAUUCUGAAUAGUAGUCAGAAUAAAGUAUACAUAAUCCUUUCUGAUCUAGUUGGACGAUACCUUGUACCUUGUAUUCAUGAUAUGCCUCAAGUGGAUUCGAUUUUCAUCUUUUGUGAAAACCAACGUCGUCAUAAAACAUGGACAACAAUUUCGACUAAGAUAAAGGGUGUUUUCAUAGACAUAAAGUCACUCUAUGAAGCAGUAAAAAAUAUAUUUAAUCGGUACGAACAGAAUGCUAUGCCAAUGAGUUUCUUGGCAUCAGAAAGAAGACUGGACCAACUCAAUCCCUCGUUCAUGUAUACGCAACUCUUCAAGGAAGUCUUAUUAACCAUAAACUUUGGCGACGAACAUAUAAAACAAUUUAUCCAUGAUUAUCCCACUGCAUUAGCUAUCAAUAGUAAACAAUCCAGCGACGUUGAUCAAUUAGUGAAUGAUUACCUUGCAAAUGAACCUAUUUGGUGGUAUACUAGAGGUACUAUCUUACACUCCAUGCUCAAUCGUGCCUUACGAGUAAUAGAUGGUGAAAUCCUCGUGCGAAUGGGAUUCUUCAUCACUGAUCUUCAUCGACACAUCGAACAAUUGCAUAGAGAGCAAAUUAUUAAUACGUCUUUUUCGAACAUCUUCACCGUUUAUCGUGGACAAGGAUUGUCUAGAGAAGACUUUGAAGAACUAUCCAAGACUAAAGGUGGCUUGAUGUCAUUCAACUACUUCUUAUCUACCUCCACGAAACGCGACUUUGCCUAUCAUUAUGCAGACAGUAAUGCAUACAAUCCUGAUCUAGUGGGAAUUCUUUUUAACAUACAGGUUGAUCCUACUCAAACAAGCACACCAUUUGCUUUUAUUGAAAAUGUUAGUAACUUCAGCGUUGAAGCUGAAGUGUUGUUUACCAUGCCUAGUGUAUUUCGCAUACAUGAGAUCAAACCGCUUUGUACUGAUCACCCAAUCUACGAAGUGAAUAUAUUACUAACUAGCGACGUUGACAAAGAACUGAGUACACUUACCCAUUAUAUUCGACAAGAGAAUUAUUUAGAUGGAGAUGGUUGGAGUAGAUUAGGUCAACUGCUAAUCAAGCUGAGUCAGAAUCAGAAAGCUGAAGAAAUUUACAAUGUCUUGUUAAGUCAAACGUCGAAUGAUAAUGAUAAAUGGCUAAUCUAUUAUCAACUUGCUACCGUCCAGGACCAUCAGGGCGCAUAUCUGAAAGCAAUAGAGCUUUGUCAAAGAGCAGUCGAAAUUUGCGAAAAAUCAUUUUCUCCAAAUCCUUCUCAUCUGGCCACGUCCUACAACAACAUCGGUGGCGUGUAUGAGCAUAUGGGUGAAUACCAAAAAGCACUCGAAUACUAUGAGAAAGCCCUUUCAGUUGAACUAAAAUCACUUCCUACAAAUCACCCUGAUAUGGCCACGUCCUACAAUAACAUUGGCUUGGUGUAUCAUUAUAUGGGUGACUAUCCAAAAGCAGUCUUAUACCUUCAGAGUACUAUUUCAAUUUGGGAACACUCACUUCCUGCAAAUCAUCCUGUUUUAGCCACAUCCUACACCAAUAUUGGUAGUGUAUAUACUCAGACGGGUGAGUAUCCCAAAGCACUCAGAUAUUUUCAGAGCGCUCUUUCAAUUCAACAGCAAUCGCUUCCUGUAAAUCAUCCUGAUCUAGCCACAUCUUUCAGCAACAUCGGUUUGAUAUAUAAGAAUAUGGGUGAUUAUCCAGAAGCACUCAUAUAUUUUGAGAAGGCACUUUUAAUUCAUGAACAAGCGUUUCCUGCAAACCAUCCUCAUCUAGCCACAUUCUACAAUAACAUUGGUAGUGUGUACAGUCGUACAGGUGAAUAUCAAAAAGCACUCGAGCAUUACGAGAAAGCCCUUUCAAUCGACCAACAAUCACUUCCUGCAAGUCAUCCUCAUCUGGCCACGUCCUACAGCAACAUCAGUUUGGUAUAUCAUCAUAUGAGUGACUAUCAAGAAGCACUUAAAUACUACGAGAAAGCUCUUUCAAUUCGACAACAGUCACUUCCUGCAAAUCAUCCUGAUUUGGCGGCCCUUUACCACAACAUCGGUGGUGUAUAUAGUAAUAUUCGUGACCAUUCAAAAGCACUUGAAUACUAUCGCAAAGCUCUUUCAAUUUGGAAACAAUCACUUCCUGCAAAUCAUCCUCAUCUGGCUACAUCCUAUAUCAACAUCGGUGUCGUGUAUAAGAAUAUGGGUGAUUAUACAAAAGCGCUCGAAUAUUGUCACAAAUUUUUUUCGAUUCGACAGUAA